AUGACACUGUACCAGGUCAAAUAUUGCAAUGCCCAGUUCUUGCCCCUAAUCUUCAGCAGACUUAAUCCUGCACAUAGCAUAAUUCCUAACCCAUCUCACCAGGACUCAUCUGCAAAACAGACCUGCCAAAAUCUGUGUCAGAAAUGCUGGAUUAAUUACAAAGGUCAUUGUUACCCUCAAAAGAGAAUGACGUGGACCCAAGCUGAGGAUACAUACUUGCUAAAAGACAUUCUGACUUCACCUUGCUACCUGCUCAGAUUAGAUCAGAUCUCCAGCCAUUUCACAUCUCUUAUGUUUAGCCUUCUCUACUGUGCAGAAAACCUGCCGGAGCUGAAAGAUCUACCCAGCAUCACCAGUGCAGAUGAGAAUGAAUUCCUCUGUAAACUUGCUCAGGGACAGAAGGAAACCCAGUUCUGGACAGGGGGAACUUACCAAAAGACAAAUGGGUCAUUUUUGAAAUGCAGUGAUGUAUCUCUGACAACCUUCAUCUGGAGGCCUCUGUUAUCCCUUUUCAGAGCUGUUGAAGGACUAGUUAGCAGCCUGUUUAACAUAAAAAUUUGCCUGACCCUGAAUAUUGGAGGCAGGGGUGAGUGGGACGGCUCCUCCUGCCGCAAGAGGCUACCACUCAUCUGCGUUUACAAACCAAAACUGUGCACCCUUAACCUGUCACUGAACCACUGA
Egretta garzetta (little egret) is the source of this 681-nucleotide messenger RNA. RefSeq lists its product as uncharacterized. NCBI's taxonomy places the organism in Eukaryota, Metazoa, Chordata, Aves, Pelecaniformes, Ardeidae. The record is from RefSeq and is a predicted model, not a curated record.